AUGCGACUAAGAAAUUACUUACUGAUGCGAAAAUACAGCUGGAAUCCUGAGGGUGUCUUGUUGGGUGUCUUUGCUGUCUCUGGCGGAAACGCAAACUUUGCUUUUGUGCCUGGUGGCAUGUAUAUCUUUAACGAGUACAAGCUGUUCAAGGUUACGCUGCAGGCUGAGGGUAGGGAGGUCAAGAGGGACUUUGGACUGUACUAA
Messenger RNA from Aureobasidium uvarum, 204 nucleotides. The record is from the annotation of a GenBank genome assembly. Lineage: Eukaryota; Fungi; Ascomycota; Dothideomycetes; Dothideales; Saccotheciaceae.